UGUUCCCUCACUGUGUGAGCAAGGCAGAACAAGUCACCCUGGGCCUGAGCAGCGUCCCUUUGGGAAGGACAGGGACCAGGCACGGUGCUGGUGGGGAGCAGAGGGAGGGGAGGGAUGCUGCUCGUGGCCCGCGCAUGAUCCCGCAGCUGCCAGCACUGCCUGGCCGGGCUGGCCGGCCCCGGGGCUGGGUGGCACGGCCAAGGGACUGUGAGGGACUACGUGCACUUCCAGCAGGCACCACACACGUGUGGCAGUGCCCAGGCUGCUGAUCCACUGGGCAGAGAGAGAGAGACCAUCCACAGCUCUUUUGCUCCCUGCAAACAUCCCCAAAGUUGCUUCAACCUUUCCCUCCUCCAGCACCAGACCCAAGCCCAGCAGAUAUUUCAGGCAGGGAUGGGACGGGCCCUGGGCAGAGCAGUGAGUGCUUUGCAGGUGGCUGAUGGAAUCGUUCCCUUUCCAGCCUGUCUUGGCUCGGCCAUGGGCUGCGGUCUCCUGAUGUGACUCAGCAGAGGAGGCUCCCAGACCCUGUCUAGCUGCUGGCUCCUGCAGGCUCAGAGCUUCUCAGUACAUCAGCAGGCAGAGGGACACUCAGAGAGCUUUCUUUCCUUAUUUAUUUUCUAUCUUUUUUUCUUUAUUUUCCUUCCUUAUUUUCUUUCCCUCCUGUUUGCUUAGCACGCACAGUGCCAGCCUGGCUCGGAUUGCCCGCAGCCAUUAACCACUCGACCAAAAUGCUGAUGGAUGAACCCGCCCAGGGAGAGCAGCCUCGCUGUGUUAAUGACGGGCUGGAGCCGUGCAUCCUGCUGCCUCCUCCUUCCCUGCUCCCUGCCUGUGCAAAGUGGGAUCUGCUGGGCUAGCUGUGUGUCUCAGCCUCCCUCCUGCUUCCAUUUCCUGCCAGGCUGGUAAAAUAGCUAAAAUUGAAGCCUCUCUGCCCCUCUCUGCAGUUCAUUGUAGCAUCAUGCUCAGGGCUAGAGAAUGAACCAGUGGCAGAGCAAGGAAAGGAGCCCGGGAGUCCUCGUUUCCCUUAACUGCUGGUAGUGGUUCCCCUUGUCUCUGCUGGCUCCCAUCAUUGAAAAAAAAAACCCUUAAUUAGUCUGUCAUUGUCUGUUCUCAUCCCCAUCCCCAGCUCGUUAAUGGAUGAGGCAGUGCUGUCAAAGCAAUCCCCUAAUGAAAAGCUGCUGGGUGGGAACGGCAGCAACGCUGGGGCUGUGGAGCGUGGUUCUUGUGAGAAACGGUCAGAAACUUCAACUCUCUAAUGAGCCAUUCUGUCCUGGAAGUGGCAGGUGGCAGGGGCCGGGCAGGGUUUUCAGGGUUGGACCAGAGCCACUGCCGAGAUGCCAUCCUGGCCAAAACCUUCUGGAGAUGGGGAGGGUGAGUGGGCAGUACCAGGGCACGGCAGCCUGGCUGGUUUGCCAAGGGUUAAUUGCAGCUGAGGGCUUCAAACAGAGCAGGGGCAAGUGGGUGGCAGUGGGGAGAAGGGGACACAAACCCUGCCUGAGCAGGGCAGCCUGUGGGGCUGUCACCUGGAUAGCAGAGGCACAAAGGCUUCAUCUGUCUCUCCUGCCAAGCUCCUGGUGCUUUUCCCCUGUGCCUCCCACCCCAAUCUGUGCCCCCCCUGCAGGCUCCUGGUGCCUCUGGACACACCAGGCAGCACAAAGCACCCAGCUCCCACCAGGAGCCCUCUUUAUAUUUAAAAAGUCAUCAUUUCCUCCUCUAAUACCUCCUGCUUGCCCUCCCUGUGCCGGAGGGGACAGGGUGUCUAAUUAAGUCUGGCUGUAAUUGGCAGCUGUUCAGGCUGUGUCUGCCCUGCCAGCGGGCUGGGACAGGAGCUCCAGUGUCCCACAGAGCACUGGGGAGCGAUGUGGUGAUGUGCUACCCCUGUCACAGCCUUGGCAGGAGCCCUGCCAGGGAAUGCAGGCUCCCCACCCAGAUCCCUGACCGCUCAGAUGUGCCCAGCUCUCACCUCAAGCAGUCUGUGCCAGGGACAAAUGCAUCAUCUCUUGCAGUGACUGGAAACUGGGCAGUGAGACAGGACGUGUGUCACCCUCCAGGGAGCCUGUGCACGUGUUGUGCCCGCCCUGAAUCCCAGCCACGGGGCUCUGCUGGGAUGUGCUGUGGGGCACGGUGGCAUUGGGGUCUGCCUUGUGUUCCCCACAUGGGCUGAGGAGGUUGGGCUGCUGCCCAGGCCCCUGUGGGCUGGGUGAAGCCUUGGGAGCUGUGCCAGAGCCAGAAAACUGCUGGAGCAGAGGCCACGAGGACUCUUUGCCUCCUGAAAUGCCCACUUGUGUGAAGGGUUGCCAGGUGAGGGCCAGCUCUGGCUGCCACUGCUCCCAAGGAUGGCAUCCAGCUCACCUGGGCAGCGAGGGAGGGCCUGGUGUGUGGUGUUUGCUUUCCAGAGGCUGUAGCAAAAAGGAAAGAGCUGGCUGGAUGUGAUCCUGGGGGAGCCAGGAUCCCAGGGAGCCUGGGAUGUGAUGGAGCCUGCAGGGAUGGGUGCUCUGAGCUGGGCUCCUCACCCUGCCGUGGGACACACCAGUGUUCUCCUCACCACCCCGGCACUGCCUCAUCCUCUUUAAGGGCUGGAUGUUCCCGGAGCUUCAGAAAUGCUCUGCCUGCUCUGUGGCUUGUCCUUGCUCACAGCAGUGACAGGGGAAGUGGCAGGAGCAGAUUCUCCCACACUUUGGGGGCUCAGACCUGCAAAAGGCCAUUUCCACAUGAAGAACAUCCUAUCCAGGCACCCCAGAGCUGGCAGGACCCUCACCAGGGCUGGAAAACUGCUCUGGUUGUGCAGCUGCUCCUCUGGCCAGCGGGAGGAUGGAGAGCCCCAGCAGUGGGUGAAGGGGAGCUGCUGACAGAGCAGCUGCUUUGCUCUGCUCAACUCUGCCCAACAUUAUUAUUAUUUAGUCUUUUUUUAAAAGGUUUCUUCUUCCCCCUUUUCUUCUAGAUUUUCUCUUUCUGGCUGACUCUCUGUCUGCUUUCUUUCCCUCUUGCAAUGUCUUGCAUCAGGCUUGGAGCAGAGAGUGCAGCCAUAAAUGGCAACACACAGGGCCCAGGAGUUUAAUCCAAGAUAAUUUUCUCUCCUCUUGCUUUGCAGCCUGGGAUCUUCCCUUUUCCUGAAGCUGGAACAGGGCACUUAUUUGUCCCCAACCUGUCCCUAAGUGCCAGGGCUGUCCCUGAAGAAAGGGUGAGGGACACACCACCCCCAAAGUCUCCUCUUUUCCUUUCUGAGAAAACAAACCAUUGCUCAGAGGUGUUUGCACCGGGGAUGGAGGAAGUGGGGAGGAAAUGGCCAGAAAUGAGCUGAAAACCAGAUGAUGCUGUAGUGGGAAGCCUGGCUCCCAUCUCCCGUGGGCUGGGAGAGGGUUCAGUGCUGGCAGAGCCUUGAGGGGGCAUUUUGGGGUCACAAUGUCAAGCUCCUCUCUUUGAGCCACCCUCCCCUGGAGACUCAGGGUUGUCCACGGUCAGUGCUGGCUGUGUCCCAAACGUCCCUGGAGCCUUGUCCUGGCUCUGCUGUGGCCCAAACCCUGCUCCAGAGUCAGCCUCAUGCGUGGGCGUCUCGCUCGUGGCCAUGGAGCUAAAGGGCAGCAGCACGUUUGUGAUGAUCCAACAAAUGCUCUGCAGCCAGGAGCUGCCAGCGCCGGGGCAGAUGGAUCCUGCCUUGUUAUUUAAGGUGGAUGGCUUGCUGGAUUUUAACCCUGCCCUUCCCGGAGCCCCGGCCAAGCUGUGCCCAGGUAUGAUUCAGAUGUGCCGGGGCACGGAUGCGUUCCCAGCCCCGCGUGGCCCCGGGGCCAGGCAGCUGUCGCCAAGCGCGUCCCCUCGGCUCGGCAAUGACAUCUUUGUUUGCCGCAGCAGCUGGUCGGAGCGGCCCGUGUCAAGUCUCCUCCAGAUGCUCCUGGAUAAUGACAUGCACGCCUCCCUGCAGUGCUGCCUUUUUUUUUUUUCUUUUUUUUUCUUUUUUUUUCCUGCUGGGAGGCUUUCGUGGCCGGUGUGCACCGGAGAGAUGCUGAUUUGUGAGCUGUUGGACAGAGCACCCAGGUCAUUUAUUCUCCGGUUGUUUCUCCCUCACUCCCAGCUGCUCAAAACUCCCUGCAUUCUCCCUGGGCUGUGCUUCCUACAGAAGAGCAGUGCCUGGGGUGCCCCGGUGUCCUCUUUGCUGCCCAAAUCUCCCAGUGCUGUCCCAACGCCUGCCCCCUCCCCACUUUGGCUGCAGGAUGCCAGGACAGCAGCACCCACUGGCCAUGGCAGGGCUGAGAGCUCUGAAAUUCGGGGCUGCUCCAGGCACAGAGGGCUCUCCCCUCCUCUGGCUCACGGGGGCUGUAGGUACAGCCAGGCUCGAGGUGGGGCUUUGUCCCUGCUGGCAUUUCCAGCCCAGAGGCUGCUCCCAGCCCAACGCUGGUAUUUCACUGCAAGGCCAAGGGACACGGUGUCCCUGCUCCCUGCCCACGCAGAUCCUCCUCCACAGCCCUCCAGGCAGAGCAGGGAAAUCUUCAUCUGUGAAGGUUUUGGACAGGGAAAGCUGGCUCUGCACAGGGCUCGAGGUUAUCACAGCUGCUGUGGGGCUGAGAGGGCUGGGAAGCCCCAGCCCCAGGACUGCAGGAUGGCAUGGGGAGGUUUCCAGGGGGUAUUUACUGGAUGGAUGCAGAGCAUUAACAACCCGAGCAUGUCCUCUCCCUUCCUGCUCCUCCUGAGCUGCUGCAUCAGCAUCCCGGGAAGCUGCCUGAGCCCUGCCAGGACACACAGGCAGCCCAGCCUGGCAGAGCCCGUCCCCCUCACUCCUUGCACUGGUCCCAUCCCACGGGCUGGGGCUGCCACAGAGAGCAGCUGGUCAGCUCCAAACCCCGGCUGCAGGGCUGGGCACUGGAGGGCUCUGGGGUUCCUCAUUCCAGCAGCCAUGUCACGGCUUGGCACAUGGAUCAGAGGCAGCACAGGCUCGGGCAUGGGGCAAGAUACCACCAUUGGGUGCCUCGCCUGGAUCCAGCCUUGGGCACACAGGACAAGCAGAGGACACGAGUGGCCACGCAGCACUUUCCAGCCAUGCAGAGGAGGAAGAGGUGGACUCAGAAAAUGAGAAGUUGGUGGUGAG
Messenger RNA from Prinia subflava (tawny-flanked prinia), 5077 nucleotides. RefSeq names its product matrix remodeling associated 7 (gene MXRA7). The record is from RefSeq and is a predicted model, not a curated record. The coding region runs from base 3563 to 5062 and encodes 499 amino acids. Lineage: Eukaryota; Metazoa; Chordata; Aves; Passeriformes; Cisticolidae. The transcript is spliced from 3 exons.